Molecule: messenger RNA, 3708 nt
Organism: Caenorhabditis remanei
Lineage: Eukaryota; Metazoa; Nematoda; Chromadorea; Rhabditida; Rhabditidae
Exons: 21
Coding region: 1-3708 (1235 amino acids)
Molecular function (GO): protein binding
Source: RefSeq, a predicted model, not a curated record
AUGAUGCGACCACCGCCACUUGUUCUUGAUGCUAAAAUGGAAACGCCCGGAACGCCACCGAAUAUUCCCGGAAGAAUUCAAAAAGCUACUGUUCGAAAGCGUCGAGAGAGCAUUGCAACUCGAGCCCGAGAAUUCCUUUCCGCUGUCGUCAAAGGAAAUUUAUUGGAAGUUUCCCGAAAAAUGUCACCACAAGCUUUGAAGAUUGCGCAUCCAAAUACAGGAAGUGUUGCACUAAUUCUGGCUGUGCUAAACGGACAUAAAACUAUUGUGGAAGCCAUCUUGGCCUACUCUUUGAAUACAAUCAACAUGCAUGACAACGAUGGAAGAACUGCCUUACAUUACGCAGCUGCUCUGGUAGGACUCAAUCAAGAUCCGUCACUUUAUUUCAUUUUGAUGGAGAAGGGAGCCAAAGAUAAUCUGGCGGAUUCAGAAGGGUUUACAGCUCAAGAUGUACGAACCAAUCCUGGAUUGAUUGAUAUGGAUAGAGCUCGAUAUGCGAACGUUUAUCCAGUUCCACGUGAGACUGAGUGGGAACUUCGAUUUGCUUCAAAAUCUCCAGAAGAGUUCACAAAAGACAUAAUAAACGGUGUUCUUGAUAUGAGCCAUGUUCCAAAUAUUCCAGAACAUUUGGAUCUUAUUAAACGUUUGACUCUUCUUCAAUCUCAAGUUCUCGGUAUUUGGGAUGCUGUUGCAGCAGAAGAUGAGCGUAGUCUCAAACAAUUAAUUUGUGAGAAAAGAAUGGGAUUAGUGCGAGAUCGUGAUGGUCGUACACCCCUUCAUCAUGCCUAUAUAAAACGACGGAAUGAGCUCAUCGACUACUUACUUUACAUAUGUCCAGAAUCGGCCGACAUUAAAGAUAAGCACGGCAAAACACCAAUCGAGUACAGCCCAGCAAAGCCUCCUCAACUACUUGAGCCACCAACUACUGUCGUUGAUACUUUGCUUGUUGUUCCAAACAGAGAACGGAGGCCAUCAAGAACUGAUCUUCUUCAUAAAGAGAGAUUUCAUUUGCCAGCAGAAGAGAAAGCGGCGGCAAGAAAACGUUCGAAAAGUGAGAAUAAUAUGAGAAGUCGUGAAACUGAAUCACCAGAGGGAUUAGAACCAGAUGUACUCAGCAGAAUUCAGAAUAUUGAUAUCAAAAAUAGAGAUUAUACGGUGUUGGAACAACUUCAAAUCGAGGGAAAAGGAGAUCAAAUCUGGAGAGCAGCCAAACGAAGUAGUGAACGCCUAUCUCGUCAUGUUCAAGAAUUCCGCCAACUUCAGAAUAGACUCGGAGCAGCAAUCGAUGCAAUUGAGAAGGAUGACAGAAAGAAAUUGGAUCAAACGGUUGACGAAGAUGUAAUGAAAACAAGAGAUCGUAGAGGAAUGCGCCUUCUUCAUAUUGCAGUCUUGAGAGAGAAACAUGAAUUCGUUGAGCACCUUGCUGUCAGGUUUUCUAAUCAAAUCGAUUUAACAGAUACGCUCGGUCGGACAGCUCUUCACUACGCCGCUGCCCAACAAAAUGCCAUUUACGAUUCACUUGUCGAUUUAGGAGCUCGGAAAGAUUUGCCUGAUCAAGACGGUGUUACUGCUGAAGAGUAUCGACAGAAUCCAUCUCGUCUCGUUCGUCCAACAUCUGCUGUUUCAUCUGUUAUGCUGAGAUCAAUGUCGACUGACGAUGAAUUCUUUGAUCCAGAUGCGCCAUCAGAAGAGCAAGUUGAAGAAUGGUUGGAAACUGGUGAAGUACUCAAAUUGGAACAAAUUGUACUUGAUGGAAGAGGGCAUAUGCUGAAAGAAAAGAAAACUGUGAAUGCAGCAAGUAAUGAGUUUUUAUCAGGACUCACUCAGUAUCUCACUAAAAUUGAUGCAAUUCACAAGGCAGUUGAAGAAGGAGAUGUGAGAAGAGUCAAGUCUUUGAUUGAUAGACCACUUCUUUCUACAGCAAGAGAUAAUUAUGGCAUGACACCAAUUCACAAAGCUCUUCUCCACGGGCAAACAAACACAGUUCGAUUUCUUCUCGGCCGUUUUCCAAGUUGUGUGAAUGCAACAGACCAUGCUGGUCGAACUCCUCUUCAUUAUGCAGCAGCAGAUCCGAAUGGUGAACACAUGAUAAAAGUGCUUCAGAAGAGUGGUGGUGACGCAUUCAUUGAGGAUAAACACUCACAUACACCAUUCUAUUAUCGAACUCACGGACAGAGACUGAAUGUUCGGUCGAUGAAAGAUAACGCUGUGAUGAAUCAAUUGAUUUCCGGACAAUUGAGUCGACCGUUGUUGCAAGAUUUGGAAGAAGAUAUCUAUGACUGGAUUCAUACUGGAAAUAUUGGGAAACUCGAGGAGCUUGUUUUAACUGGAUAUGCUGACUUGCUUCUUGGAAGAAACCAUGAAGUUGAAGAUGCGGAUAGUAUUGGAUUUUUGGAAGUUCUUCCACAAUAUCAGGCUAAAAUUCAAUCAAUUCAUAAAGCAGUCGAAACUGGAAACUUGAGAGCAGUGAAACUUCUGACAGACCGUAAGAAACUGUCAUUGUGUCGAGAUACUCGUGGACUUUCUCCUCUUCAUAAAGCGAUAGUUUUCGAACGGACUGAUAUUGCCAAGUAUUUGAUUCGAAAUUAUCCACAAUCUGUGAAUGCAAUGGAUCAGAAGAAACGAACACCACUUCAUUAUGCCGCUGCUCUCAAAGAUGGAGGAUACUUGUAUAAAGUUAUGAGAAAAUCUGGAGCAGAUCCUAAUAUUUAUGACUGCAACGGACGCCCUGCAAAAUACUAUUUGAAACAUUCCGGAGAAAUCGAUUUAUCCGCAAUGAGAUUGGAUACUCGGGCCGCCUUGAAACAAGUUUUACACAAUAGAGUGGCUCCAAGUUAUCUGGAAUCUUCGAUUCAACAAUGGCUUCGUGAUGGACAACUGGCUAAAUUAGAGCAACUUGUUCUUUCCGGUUGUGGAGAUUUACUGCAAAGUCGGACAUCAAGUCAUACAGAAACUCAGGCGUUUUUGGAUCGACUGCCUGAUUAUAUGGAGAAGAUCGAUGGAAUUCAUAAAGCAAUCAAAGAAGGAAAUCUGGAUAAAGUCAAGGAAUUAAUGAAAACCAAAAAGUUGGCAAUAGCAAGAGAUCGUUUUGGAUGUACUCCACUUCAUUCUGCUGUUGUUCAUGAACAUACUGAAAUUGUUCGAUACAUUGCUGGUCAUUAUAACUCAGUUCUCAAUGCUCCAGAUUAUAACAAAAGAACUGCAAUGCAUUAUGCUGCUGCUGCCAGAGACGGUGGUCAUUAUCUGAAGAUACUUGGAAAGGCUGGAGCAGAUCCGAUGGCAGUGGAUAAUGAAGGAAGAACUCCUGAUUAUUAUCGUCGAAAUGCAGUAAUUGACUUGAAAUUAAUCAAGGAUCGAGAUGAAGAUUACGAGACAAUAAAUGAGGAAUAUUUGGAAGAUGGACCAAUGAUUGAUUCUCCAGCAACUCCAGAUUCAGGAAGUGAAGGAUCAUUUGCUGAUAGUGCUCGACUUUUGGAGGAUGAGGAUGAAAGUAUCGAAAGACAUCGAUUCGAGAAGACUUUCAGAGGAAAAAUUGAUUUGCCGACAUCAGAAAACGGAGUUUAUCUUGCCAGAACAGUUGCACCUGUGUUGACGAAAGCAUUGGCUGAGGUAUUGCUCCGCCGACCAACCGAUCCGAUCGGUUUUAUCGCCGAAUGGCUCAGCAAAUACGUCGUAGAAGUUCCACGUCGAAAUGGAAAUGGACAUUAA